Molecule: messenger RNA, 1059 nt
Organism: Diaporthe citri
Lineage: Eukaryota; Fungi; Ascomycota; Sordariomycetes; Diaporthales; Diaporthaceae
Exons: 1
Coding region: 1-1059 (352 amino acids)
Source: RefSeq, a predicted model, not a curated record
AUGCUGGCCAACUCCUCCGUCGCCAUGGCCAUGCUCUCCGGCUGGACCGCAGUAGUGGCCGCCAGACCCUCCCCACGCUCCACGGACAACAUCCAGACGAUCUACCAGUUCCCGGAAAACACGUACGUCGAGAACCUGGCUGUCCGUGCCAACGGCCAGAUCCUCCUCGACGUCUUCACCUCGCCACAGCUCUGGCUGGUCGAUCCGCACGUGCCCGGCGAGGCCGUUCUCAUCCAUGAGUUCCCAGCCGCCCUUGGCAUCACCGGCAUAGCCGAAUAUGAGGACGACGUGUUCGCCGUCCUGGCCGGGAACUUCUCCUUCUCAACGGGCGAAUGCACCCAGGGCUCGUGGUCCAUCUGGAGCGUCGACCUCGGCGGCGCCACCAUCAACUCGACCGCCACCCUUGCCGCCAGCCCGCCAAAGGUCAGCAAGCUGGCCGACGUGCCCGCCGCGACCUGCCUGAACGGCAUCGACCUGCUGUCCGGCGGGGCCAACAAGUUCCUCAUGGCCGGGGACAUCCGCACGGGUGAGGUCUACGCCGUAAACGUCGACACGGGGGCGGCCGCCGCCACCAUCAACAACACCCAGACGGUCCCCGCUGUCACGUACGGCUUCGGCAGCGUCGCGACCGACGGGCUGCGGGUGCGGGAUGCGGAGCUGUACUUGUCCAACGUCGGGCAGGGGACGCUCGUCAAGGUCCCCCUGAACCCCGACGACGGCACGCCCGCCGGCGAGGCACAGACAGUUGCACAGAGCCUCUCGUCGCUGGACCAGUGGGACGACUUCGCCAUCGACUGCGACGGGAACGUCUUCAUGGCCACGGGGGGGUCAAACGCCAUCCAGAGGGUCACCCCCGGGGGUAACGUCGCGGUCGUGGCUGGGGACUUGAACUCGACGGCCAUCGCGGAGCCCUCUUCCGCGAGGUUCGGGAGGAGGACGGACGACUCGAAUGUCUUGUAUGUGACCACCGCCGGUGGCAUGGUGGCGCCCGUCAAUGGCGAUACCGUAGUAGGCGGACAGGUUUUGGCGAUCAGGACAAACGCCACCAGCAUCUGCUAG